GUGAUUGGCUGCGAGUUUUUUGUUUGUAACAUUGUUUUAAAUUUAAGUCUGAGUCGGAGAUGUUUAAAGAAAGAAGAAAGGAGUUUGGAGAUCGUUUUAGUGAGAGUUGAAGCCAUGGAGAGUUGGGAGAAGGAUGGAGAACAUCCGUGAGACUUAACGGCGAGCGAAUGUGCAACUGAAUUUCUACAAUUCCGAGGAAAGACUGCUCGAACUCUGGAGAGAACCCACGUGUGGGAUCGACUCGUUUCUCAAAGGAUUGUCUCCAACGUUGGAAUCUCCAAGUUCUUCCUCACCAUUUAUCUGCAGAAGCCGGACCGCAGUAUAAUGGCUUCAGGGCUAUCAGAUGUGGCAGCAAACCAGGAGCCAACAGGCACUCCAGAUGAAUGCCCAGGAAAGAAAAGGUCAAAAUUCCAGGCAUUUAAGAAGUUAUUUGCCAAGAACAAACAAAAUGAGGCUCCCUCACCCACCGGGGUUACUGUUCUGAAGUCCAGUCAGUCCACAGAUGAUGUCAUCACCCCUGAGCCCUUGCUGGUCCAGUCCAACACUGACCAUGACUCAGCGUCUAAGGUUAACAUGGGAACCAAGGCCUUGUCACGUGACAGUGUCUUCGUUUCUGAGUCGCCUUCAUCUGAACCCAACGAUGGCUUGAUCUCCUCACAGGAGAACAUUCAUGGGGAAGUCAAGUCUCUGCAGGUACUUUAUCUUCCACAAAUCCAGGAUGACUUUGCUGAGAGUUUACGUGGGUUUCUGCAACUGAAGCAGGCCAUCUGUGUGGGGCCCCACCCAGCCGUCAUCUGCCCAAAGAAAGGGGAUGACACAGGGGCCUUGUCAGAGGAUGAUGGCCUGCCUCACAGUCCUCCAGAGAUCUACACCCUCCACACAGUGCUAGCAGGGUCAUCCCACAGGUCCUCAAACCCUAUCCAAAGAACCAGUUCAUUGAGUCUUGAGGGAUCGGACACUGACAAUGACCAGUUGUACUGUGACGCCUCUUCCAGGCCAGCCACCCCUCUCAUGUCCCUCCCAGUGGACUUCAGCCAGCCCGCCAGUCCAGCUGGUUGUUUAGAUAGUUCAGCUGCCCACCACCGUAUUGCCAUCAAGCACAAGGCCUUCGCUAAACGGAAGCCUGCCAGGAGGAAGAUGUCAGAUGGCAGUAAAUCAAUGGUUUUGGGUGAAGCGCUGGGGCUAAAUGAAGAACUGAGCGUAGGCAGCACAGAGCCAGAUGCAGAAGAACAGGGAUGCAAAGCUGUGCCGGUGGAGCAGAUGCAUACAGGUGAAGACAGUUUUGAGGAUCAGGGAGAAAGGACAGAAGCCCAGCAUCUCUCAAGGUUCCAGCAGACAGGAGAGGAUCCUGGAAUUGUGGUCCAGCUCUUUCUGAGAGAGGGGGAACAGAGUGCUGUACAGGAUCUCUCUGAUAUGGGAUCCCAGCACAUGGGUAUGUCUCAUUCCAUCACCAAGUGCAAACUGGACACAGAGGAAAUCCUCCCAGCUUUGGUCCAGGAGUUCCAGCAGCCCCUUCAGACAUGGGGUGAGGUGAACGAUGGGGAACCUGGUCCAUUGCCUCUGGAGAUGCCCAGUUCUAUGGAGUGUACCCCCACCCUCCUGCCUGCCUCAGAGCCUGAGGGCGAGGUCCCAGAGACACAGCAGGGGUGCAGAUUGGAGGUCAGUUUAGGUGAGGGUCAAGCUACCCCAGACGUUCCCCAUGUUGAGGAACUCUCGUCACCUGGCCGUGAAGGAGUCAGCCCAGAACAAAAUGAAGAGGGGCGUGAGAAAUUGGGAAGGUGUGAUGGGGAAAAGGAAUUUGCCAGCCACACUGGAGAUCAAACUCACUGUUUGCCUGAGGAGGGGAAAGAGGAGAAGGAGGAAGGAGAACAGCAGUGUUUGUCUGAGAAGGAGGAGGAGGAGGAAGGGGAAGAGCAGUGUUUGUCUCAGAGGGAGGAGGAGCUUGAGGAUGACUGCAUGAAAGCAGAGGUGGAGGUGGCCACACACGUCUAUUGGCAGGAUUCCCCAAGGCAGGAGAAGGAGAAGGAGGCUGUCCAGGACUCUGCAGAUGAAGCAGGCUUGCUGUCCAACACCUAUUCCAAGUGUGGUAGCAAUACAAGCUUGGAAUGCACCAUGGAGUUCUCUUGGUCUGUCCAAGCCGUGGAAGGGGGCAAAUGUACUCCUGAGCCACCAAUCAUGAGCUCACUCAACUCAGACUCUGUCCUGCCAUGCCUAGAAGAAACCAGUUCAACCACAGCAAACAUUUCUUUGAGGGUUGACUCAGAACCCAGCACAGAGAAACAUGAUCUCUCACAAGCCUCAGAUGAUCUUAGGAAACCACAAGCCUGUCCAGGGAGCAAAGCACACUUCACUAUCGCCCCUGCCUGGCAGAGAUUACUACCGACAGGCAGCUCCAAAGAGCUGUUUUUCACUGCCCUUGUGGAACCUGAGGCAUUCGAGGAUUCGCCACAUGGUGCAAGAGACCCUCACCACAAGAUGAUGGACCAGAAUGAGGGACUCUUGCACCCUCAGGAGGCAGAUGCCCUGUCUUGGCCUGAUAAGGCCCAAAGUGCAGCACUCCUCUCUACACCUCGAGGCCACUCACCUGAAGAGGUGGCUAGUGCAGAGAAUCCGUUUGGGGUCAAGCUAAGGGGGACCUCAGCUUUGCUCCGCUACAGCGCUUCUGGCUCAUCGGUGGUCCUGGAAAACGCUACACCAAAAGAACCGUUCAACCCACCACAAUUACCCGUAUUUCAGCUUCGCAACACCAAAUCCUCCCCUCUCAAUAAGGUGGACGACACCACUGCCAAAGUCAAAAAGACACCAGAGCUGGGGCUUGAUGCACCUGAAAGAAAGGUGGCUUCAGCAAGCUGGAUCUUUGCCGCCAGGCAGAAGCAGAAAGUCUUCAAAAACAGCUUGCAGGAAGAGACGCCUACGAGACAAUCCCCUUUAGAGAUUGAACCAAAGAGGAAAAUAUUGUUGCCAAUAUCGCUAAAUCAGACCAACGCAGAACAGCCAGAGCCUUCAAGUUCACCAUUAACAGCAAUAUCCUGCUCCCGAGAGAUCUCCAGACCUGCAACUGUGGAAGAGGGGAAGAGUGCCCUGUCUCACUCCCACCCCCCCUCUCCUCUGGGCCAGGAGGAGCCUCCCUGGCUGGCACAGGCCAAGAAGAAGGCCAAAGCUUGGAGCGAGAUGCCCCAGACAGUGCAGUAAUCAAAGAGUUCCUGAAGAUCCAGAACAUUCCCCCAUCCCCAAAAAGACACAAGUACAUUUGCGUUUGAACAGUUUGAACAAAAAAAUUGUUUUCUUAUCAAGACGUUUACAGCUUUUCUACUUUGGCUUUUAUUACGGUUUAUGAGGGUUUCAGGGUGGUCAGCAUGUCUGUGCUUGUAUGCAUGUACAUGUAUAUGUAUACAGCCUUUAGAUUUAUUUUGGGGAUAAAACUGAUUGAAAGACCUAUUUUAUGCAUUCUAUGGCUUGUGUUGGCCCUUGUAAUUUGUAAGUGAAGAGACUGAGGUGGUAUAUAACAUGUGAAGCUUAAAAUAAUGAAAUCAAUAUUGUACACUGUGAAAGGUCUUUGGGUUGUUUCCUCCAAAUAGAAACAUGUCUGAAUAAAAAGAUUCCAUGGUCCCAAGUGGUUAAAAUGGAAGGUAAGAAUUUUAGCGUUGUGUCAAACUUCCCUCACUCUGGGUUGUAUGUCGCUAAUAUAUAGAAACUGCACUAGAAGAAAAUGAACAAAUAUUCAGCGCAAAUUCAGUAUAAUUAAAUCUACCAUGGCCUCCACCUCCCUUCUGUCAUAAGUAGUAGGAUUAGUAAUGUUGUGCCUUUGGUGACAAAAUUGAUUUUUUUCCCCUGUCUUUUAUUAAUAAAGAUCGUGUUGUUUAAAACA
Molecule: messenger RNA, 3868 nt
Organism: Anguilla anguilla (European eel)
Lineage: Eukaryota; Metazoa; Chordata; Actinopteri; Anguilliformes; Anguillidae
Product: capping protein inhibiting regulator of actin dynamics-like
Exons: 12
Coding region: 325-3192 (955 amino acids)
Source: RefSeq, a predicted model, not a curated record